UCCCGGUGCGCACGGACGUGGCUCGAGUUUCCUCUGCUCUAGGCUCCUGCUCGCUUUCGCCUCUCUCGCUCCUCCUUCUUUCCCGGUCUCCCGCUCCGGCUCCAGCCGGCCGGCCCCGCACGGCUUUGGGAAGCCAUGGAGGAUGUCACGCUCCAUAUCGUCGAGAGGCCGUAUUCCGGUUAUCCCGACGCCUCCUCAGAGGGCCCGGAGGCCACCCCAGUGGAGGCACCGGCCACGGAGGAGCCGUCAGGGACCGGCUCUGACGAGCUGAUCAAGUCGGAUCAGGUAAACGGUGUACUAGUGCUGAGCCUUCUGGAUAAAAUCAUCGGCGCCGUUGACCAGAUCCAGCUGACCCAAGCCCAGCUGGAGGAGCGACAAGCGGAGAUGGAGGGUGCUGUGCAGAGCAUCCAGGGCGAGCUCAGUAAGCUGGGCAAGGCGCACGCCACCACGAGCAACACCGUGAGCAAGUUGCUGGAGAAGGUGCGCAAGGUCAGUGUCAACGUGAAGACGGUGCGCGGCAGCCUGGAGCGCCAGGCCGGCCAGAUAAAGAAGCUGGAGGUCAACGAGGCGGAGCUGCUGCGGCGCCGCAACUUUAAAGUCAUGAUCUACCAGGAUGAAGUCAAGCUGCCCGCCAAACUGAGCGUGAGCAAGUCACUGAAAGAGUCGGAGGCGCUGCCAGAGAAGGAAGGUGACGAGCUGGGCGAGGGCGAGCGGCCCGAGGAGGACGCCGCGAUCGAGCUGUCGUCCGACGAGGCGGUGGAAGUGGAGGAGGUGAUCGAGGAGUCCCGCGCCGAGCGCAUCAAGCGCAGUGGCCUGCGGCGCGUGGACGACUUCAAGAAGGCCUUCUCCAAGGAGAAGAUGGAGAAGACCAAGGUGCGCACGCGCGAGAACCUGGAGAAGACGCGCCUGAAGACUAAGGAGAACCUGGAGAAGACGCGGCACACGCUGGAGAAGCGCAUGAACAAGCUGGGCACGCGCCUAGUCCCCGUGGAGCGACGCGAGAAGCUGAAGACAUCGCGCGACAAGCUGCGCAAGUCCUUCACUCCCGACCACGUGGUGUACGCGCGCUCGAAGACGGCUGUCUACAAGGUGCCGCCCUUCACCUUCCAUGUCAAGAAGAUCCGCGAGGGCGAGGUGGAGGUGCUGAAGGCCACCGAGAUGGUGGAGGUGGGUCCUGAUGACGACGAGGUUGGCGCGGAGCGCGGCGAGGCCACUGACCUGCUGCGCGGGAGCAGCCCCGACGUGCACACGCUCCUGGAGAUCACCGAAGAGUCAGACGCCGUCCUGGUGGACAAGAGUGACAGCGACUGAGCAAGCAGGACUCUCGGGGCUCUGCCCUGGAGGCCAGCGCCUGACCUUGCCUCUCCCCGAUCCCCCCACCCCUGCCCACCUCCUUUAUCUUUUCGAACUUUCUAUUUCGCAUUCUCCUCAGCCCCAGUCUGGUUGAGUUUUUUCUAAGCUGAAUACACAUCCCUUGGAACAGCACCCCUUCAGAGCACAAGUCUUAGGCUGAGGGGAGGUGGUCUCCCACCAUGGACACAAUUUGGACACAGUCUGGGUAGGAAGAAGGAAGAAUGACCCAUGCCCUGCUUGUCCUGGUCUAGGAUGCUUUUUCUUAGCUCUCUAGUUGGUCCCGUUGAGGAUCUGCCUCCCACUCGGCCUCUCCAGCACAGCUUCGUACUCAGCGGGCCCCAUUCCUGCUUCCUGAGCUGUUUUUUCUUAUCCUCACCCCAGGAGACUCUAACGCCAAAAUUUCUGAGCGAGGAAAGAGUGAAUGCUAAAGAUAACCCUUGUAGGGGCAGCCUUAUAAUGCCAGCUUGCUAUUCCUGGGAGGCUGAGGCGGGAGAAUUAAAAAUGCAAGGCCCUCUGGGCUAUAGAGUGAGUUCAAAGCCAGCCCAAGUUUCAGUGAGACCCUGUUUCAAAAUAAGAAGAGAUGGUUGGGGUGUAUCUGUGAUAGGGUCCAUGCUCAGAAGGUGGUGGAGGCAAUCAAAGUACCAUGAAGAAAGAAUAUGUGUAGGGAGACCUUUGCUCCCGUGGGAGGUAGCCCACAGGAAGACCAGAGGGUCUUUAGGGGAACCUAAGGCAAUAAGGAGGGGUGGAGGCAGAGUGUGCCUUGACCCUGGAUAAAGGUUCCACCGAGGUAAGUAGGAGGAGUCAAACAGAACCCAGGAAAGGACGGUAGGUGUGUGUGUGUGGGUAGAGGGCACAUUUACAAGUCUACAAAAUCUGCACACAAGAGCACCCAGGAGCUUUGGGAAGAAAGGGGAAAUAGGAGAAAGUUGAAAUGGAAUAAGAAAGAAAUACCCUCAUUAGCAAUACAGAGAAACUAAAGCAAGAAUCCCAUUCUGGUAGGGUCUCCGGAUUCCAGGAACAGAAGGGCAAUCAGUUCUAGAAAGUGUGUUCCAAAGAGAGGUAAGCGGGACUGAAUCUUCUGUUCCAGGGUCUGGGAAUUGCCUUCUGGGAAGCCUAGUUUUCCAAGCCCAGAAAAUUAGGAUUCCAGCAGGGGGCAGCAGCAAGCUGUGGAGAACUGGUAGUUCCGGUGUGUGUGUGGGGGGGGGGGGGGGGAAUAGGAGGGAGAGAGCAAGGUGCUAAGGGCCCUGACUGCAGCAGAGAUUCGUAGGGGAGCUGAGGCGGCUGCGCUUGCUGACUUGCCCACUCCAGCUCCCACCCAGCAGCUUCUAGCGUGGGUCUUUCCCUAGUGCAAAGCUGCAGAACUUGCCAAGACCUCCCGACGUUCCUUGCCUUUGAGGGCACCUUUCCUGAAAGUUGGGGAAGGGGUUGCUGCUUCUUGUUGGAGGCUUCGUUUCUCUAGUCAUUGACCAGGUUUUCUGAGGGCACUGGUUCUCCCUUUCACUCCCCAAUAAUGGUUAGUCAGGAGCAAAGACAACACCUCCCCCAAAUGAUGGCUAGAAGCUGCUUCCACCCCCCCACUACUUAUCUUCCCUGCUCUGCUUUUUUAAAUUUGCAGCUAAUUGAUAUUUGGGGGUGUGUGCGUGUGUUGCGGGGCGGGGGAUAGAAACCACAAACCUUUUAUACAAUAUGAAGCUUUGCUUUUUUUUUAAUUUCCUUUUUUUUUUUUUUCUUGAUUCCCUUGCCUUCUCGGAGUGAUUGAAGACGCCUAAGCCGAGGAAGGCAGGGAAUGUAGGAUGAGGUCCCUUGGUGCUGGUGGGCUGAAGGGGCCUAAGUUGUGGGCAGAUGCAGUUUCCUGUGGGCUCUAGGGGAGCCCCUCAUGUUGCUGUGUUCUGGUGAGCAGCCGGACCAAUAAACCUGCUUUUCUAAAAGGA
This is a messenger RNA of Arvicola amphibius (Eurasian water vole), 3284 nucleotides long. It is a transcript of the gene Cavin1, whose product is annotated as caveolae associated protein 1. Gene Ontology annotation, molecular function: rRNA primary transcript binding. NCBI's taxonomy places the organism in Eukaryota, Metazoa, Chordata, Mammalia, Rodentia, Cricetidae. Gene Ontology annotation, cellular component: caveola; cytoplasm. Gene Ontology annotation, biological process: termination of RNA polymerase I transcription; transcription initiation at RNA polymerase I promoter. The transcript has 2 exons. The record is from RefSeq and is a predicted model, not a curated record. Bases 136 to 1311 code for a protein of 391 amino acids.